CGACCUCAGCAGCCGGUAAGUGAAGGGGAGGCAAAUGAGGGUCUGCGCUGAAACAUUUUAACAAUCCAUUUUCAUCUUCUAUCUGAAGUCGUUUUGAUCCCACACCGACACAUAAUUUAUGUGAAUACAGUUGUUUUGCACAUAACGUUAAUCAUUUUUAUGGAUUCGGUGUUUCUUUGAAUUUGUAGUGAAAUUAUCAUUGACCUUAGCUACUGUUCUCUUUUCUUUUUGAGACAAAACCAGGUGACUCGUCUUUAGUUGAUUUUUUUUAAAUCGGUCAACACAUUAAACUAAUAUGUACGCCUGUGCGAAGUUCGUCUCUACGCCUGCACUGGUCCGUGCUGGAUCCAGGGCAUUAUACAGACCUCUCUCUGCGUCUGUGCUUUCCCGGCCGGAUGUCAGAACAGGAGAGGUACCAUUGCGGGGUUUCCAGACUAGUGCUAUGAGCAGAGACAUUGACACAGCAGCCAAGUUCAUCGGCGCUGGAGCUGCCACAGUUGGAGUGGCUGGUUCUGGUGCUGGAAUCGGGACUGUGUUCGGCAGCCUUAUCAUCGGAUAUGCAAGGAACCCUUCUCUAAAGCAGCAGCUUUUCUCCUAUGCUAUCCUGGGAUUUGCCCUGUCUGAAGCCAUGGGUCUGUUCUGCUUGAUGGUUGCUUUCCUGAUCCUGUUUGCCAUGUAAAUAUUUCCACUGCAGAUGGUGAUCAUGAUUUUGAAACCACAGCUGUGGCUACCUAUUUUACUCGAGCAACCCAAAUUGUUCAGUGUUGGGGUCAUAAAAUUGUACAUUUUCCAAGUUUUUGUUGAAGGCUGACAAAAGAAAAGGCAUGUAUUGUAAAAAUGUAACCAAUUACAGAAUUAAAUGCAUGUAUUUCACUAUUUAAAAUGGUUUAGUUACUUUGUGUAUAGCCCCACUUCCCUGCAAAAGAUUUUCAAAGGAACACCAGAUUUUGGAUUAACAAAUGCAUUUCUCUAGUGUGUGCCCUUCACAUCAGAACAAAGCAUAUAGUUAUGUUAACUGCAGGUUGGUUGCAAUCAAGUGAGUUUAAGUACAUUUUCACUUAUUUUGGUUAUCAUGUGCUUUUCUUAAUUGUAAUAAAUACUGAAGUUAUCUU
Molecule: messenger RNA, 1112 nt
Organism: Salmo salar (Atlantic salmon)
Lineage: Eukaryota; Metazoa; Chordata; Actinopteri; Salmoniformes; Salmonidae
Gene: atp5mc3b
Product: ATP synthase membrane subunit c locus 3b
Biological process (GO): proton transmembrane transport; proton motive force-driven ATP synthesis
Molecular function (GO): proton transmembrane transporter activity
Source: RefSeq, marked provisional